Molecule: messenger RNA, 3428 nt
Organism: Aphis gossypii (cotton aphid)
Lineage: Eukaryota; Metazoa; Arthropoda; Insecta; Hemiptera; Aphididae
Exons: 5
Coding region: 250-735 (161 amino acids)
Source: RefSeq, a predicted model, not a curated record
CGCAUAACAUCGUCAUUGUCGACUUCGCGAAGACCUUCGGCUACUUUACAUAACGGAAUUCAGUCGAAUCAGUACCUACAGAUCUGCAGAUUUUCCAUUUACGCACAAUGUGUAAACCUGUAGCUUUCAUGCGGUAAAUUUCAAUGGAUUACCUGCUAUACUAUAUAUAAAACCAUACAGCGUUUGACUUAACCUAGUUACCGUUACGACGUAGUCUGGCGGCGCAUACAAAUUAAAAUGAUUUGAUUGAUGAUCACAGUGUAUUCAACUUCUAUGCCUGUCUCUGAAACGGUGUGCUGCAGUCGAAUGGGAUACGCGUCAAAAUUGCAACAUUGUCCGUUUAGAACUAGUAAAGCGUUUGCCGUCGUCGCAGUGAUGCUGCACACCGCUCCGGCCGUCCACGGGGGCAUCAUCGGACUCAUCCAGAACAACGUGCUGGGCACGGCCGACUUCCACAGACAACAGUCGUGGCCGUUCGACCCGAACGUCAGCGGCCGUCGGGCGCACGAGUUCAUCGCUCUGCACGGCGACAAGUCCGAGAGGCUGAUCGAACGCAUCGGCCUGGGCAUAGACGGCAGGCAAGAGGAGCGUCGCGAACAGCAGAUGGUCAGGGACAUCCUGUACGAACAGCAGCAGCGACGAGAGGCUGGACCUCCGGCUUCCGGUUAUCUGCAGCCGCAGCAGCGUCCGGUGCAGUCGUAUCCGGCCGGCGUCGGUUACGCUCGACGGCGGUGACCGCCGCGCGAUUAGGACCACCGCGGUGUCCCCGGAGACGACGUCCGUCGAUCGUUCGGCGACGACGUCAUGAUGUCGCGCAGUGUCACAUCGCUGCAACUGCAUUUCCGGGCCUCGACGAUGCGGCGACGUGUGUGCAGCGCAAUCCGACUUAUCGUUUUUAACGAUAUACCACCUACGAUAGAAUAAUAUAAUAUUAUAAUGUGUAUACGAACAGGACGCGUACCAAAACGCGCCUGUAUAGUAAUAAUAAUAAUAUUUUAUAUUUAUAAUCUGUAUAAAAAUAAAUCGUUUAAGUUAGUUGUUAGAAUUAUUAUAUUUUAUAUACUGCUGUGAUUUGCGUGUAUACUUACCGCCGUACUUACCUAAGCCCGUACCGAAGUAGGUUGCGCCAAUGAUUAGAAUAAAAUAUGAAUUGUAAAACAGUACAAAUAGAAACCAAUAAUACGACUAGAAAUCCUCUAUAUAAAUACAACGCUUUAAUAUAAUAUUGUACACGAUUGUUCCUCGACGAUCACAUACCUGUUCUACACGAAACACGAUGACGUUACGAUCGACAUUUUUUCCUUUCGACUGAGAAAAUGUUCGAAAACGUGUUAAUUUUUUUUUUUUUUUAGUUUUUAUUUGUAGAUCAAAUUUGAUUUAAAAUAUUUUAAACGUUUAAAAAUGCGCUCGUUCACUUUAAACGAGAGUUGUUGAAAAUCAAAAUUACAUUUCACUCUUGUCCGUGUAUUUUCGACGGAAUAAUUUAAUUUUUAAUAAUAAACGAAUCAGAUAAAUAUUCACGAAAAGCAUGAACUCUAGAAUCAGUUAUCAUAAUUUUCGGUAAUCAUGUAUUAUAUAAUUGAAAUAUGCAGAGACGUCAAUUCUGAAAAUAUUCUGUUAUCUGCUGGCCGUUUCACAACUAUAUUUUUUAAAUAUUAUUAUUUUAUCAGUAGAUUAAAUUUAUUUGAAGUCUCUGAACACCAUCAUUAGUCAGUAAAAAAGGUUAUGAAAUAAAAACGCGUUAUCCGCGGACCAGUACGAACCUAUAUUGCUGUAUAAUGUAUGUAUAUAUCAUAUAAUAUGGUUAUAAUUUGUGUUAUAUAAGUAAGUAAAAUCAGUACUAGUUUUAAAUCUAAAAUAUUUAAAUACAUCCAGAAAUUAUUUUACGAAUAAAUACUACAUAUUUUGUAUUAUGUUUUAUCGUUAUUAUUAAUUAGUCGAUCGUUGGUUGAUAAUAAUUAAUAAUAUUAUGUAUGUAAUCAAAUGUUUUUAUAAAUAAUAAUCUAUAUAGGUUCGAUCGAUUAUUGUGUAUUAUAUUUUUAUUAUAAUUGUAUAUGAUUGUAAAUUGCAUAUAUUCCUUAAUUAGCGAGUAUACAGUUGAGCUAUGAAUAAGUUAGUUUGAGUGUUUUUUACAUACACGCAUAAUAAAAAUAAAACUAAAACUAAUUAAAAAGAAAAAAUACAAAUAUAAUUCUUCCUUUUAUAAACACACUACUUGUAGAUAUUAAAAUAAUAUAUUUUUGCCCCGUUGUCUUUUAAUAUGUAUUUUUUUAUUAUAUUAGUUAUUAAUUUAAUAAAGUAUACUUGUUGCAAUUUGCAUAUAAUUAAAAAAUAUGACAACUCGCCACAUUAAAAUAAUUGUUUUUACAACUAAAACUUCUUACCUUAGAUCAAAUUUAUAUUUACACAUAAAUUCAUAUUAUUUUAUAAUAUUUUAUCUUUUAGCUAAUUAAAUUAUAUUUAUUUUUUUAUACACACAGAUUUAAAAAAAAUGAUUUUUGUACAUGAAGUAUAACGUAUUUUUUUUUCAAUUUUUACUCUUUAUUUUUAUUUUUUUGAUGACAUACUGCACAUCGAUUAAUAAUUUAUUUAAAAUUUGUGUUAUAAUAUGUUGAAUGAUUCUUUUAUCAAACAAUUUAUAAUUUUUAAUUAUAAAAAAAAUAAGUUUAUGAGCAGAAAUAUUUAAUCGACUUUAAAAUGUUUACACUUAUGACCUUAGUCCAAUAAUAUACUAAAUCAUAAAAAUUAUGGUAACAUAUAAUACCAAAAAUUGAUUUAUAUGUUGUAUAUUCGACUGUUAUCCUUUUAUGAGAUCCAAACAAAUAUGCAAAAAGAAAUAAUUAAACUAAUACGAUUUCAAUUAAAUUACUGUUUUUCAAUAAAUUAUGAAAUUUUGCCUGUAAUUUAUUAGGUGAUUCUUUUAAAUGCAAACACUCAUUUUCUCUAAAUGUAUUAACGUUUUUCAAAAUAUUUUUUUAUACAUUAUUUGAUUUUAAUAAUCUAUUACUAAAAAAAAAUUGUAUUUAUUGUUAAUUUUGAAAUGUUUUUUUUUAAUAUAUAUCAUUUAUUAUUAUAUUCAUAUAAUAUGAUAGCAAUUAAGCAUACCUACUUGGUUAUUUGAUAUUUUAAAGUAAAUAUUAUAGUUCAACUUCUGUUUUACCUACGACUAUACCAUCUCGUUUACGGCAAUUCAAAGUUUUGAAAAAAUUUAUAAAAGAUAAUAUUUUUUAAAUAUUUUCAAAAGAUUAUCAUUUCUCAAAUGACAUCUGGGGACUGGGUAAAGUCUUAUUCACGAAUACUAUAAUCUUGCUCAUGAUUUGUACCUUAUUAAUUACAAUUACUGUCUUUUUCUCAUAACUACUAUUGUUUUACUCUUGUAAUCGUACGUAUUAAAAAUUAUAAAAAUAAAACAAUUUAAAAUCAAUCAA